AUGGACUCAUAUUUCCGCAAUACCUAGGGUUUUAUCUUUGUUUUUAGCAAGACAGAAAACAAGAGUUUGCACAAACUUCAGUAUUACAUUGAUAAUGCUAGACUCAAUUGCAGCAAGUAAACUUAAUUUAUACUUGUAGGGAAUAAAGUAGAUGACAUCCAGCACAUUCAAGUUUCCUCUGAUGAGGCUAGAGCUUUCGCUCAUGUAAAUAAAAUGAGUUAUAUUGAAGCAUCAGCAAAAUCGGGUUACAAUGUGAGCAAUAUAUUCUCUAUUUUAGUGCAGGAGAUUAUGUAAAAGCCUAUUAAACUAUAAAUAGCUCAUAAUUACCUAUAUCAAUGGAGUGACUUAGAUGGCUAGUCUAAUGGAUCAUAUAAUGGUAGUCAAAAUAGCAAUUAGAAUAACUCGAUAGAAGGAGUUUUAGUAAUGGGUCAUGCUAGCAGUGGUAAAACUUAAAUUGUCAAUUAGUUUGUGAAUGGAAGAUUUUGGGAUCAGUAUAUACCAACAGUCGGAUUUGAUUACGUAAUACUACUUAUACUUAAUCUUAAUUCUUAGAGAUAUAAGAAAGUUGAAAUGAAUGAGAGAAAUAUAACCCUUGAGAUAAAGGACAAAGCAGGAAGGCAUGAUUACCAAAUAAUUGUUUCACCUUAUUACUAUGGAAUAAAGGGUUUUGUCAUAGUCUAUGAUUUAACCAGUGAAGAGUCUCUGGCAGAGGCGGAGAGUAUAGUGAUGUCUAUUAUUACAAAAUCCUUAGAUAAUGUUGCUAUAAUACUGGUGGCAAAUAAAAUAGAUCUCCUAGAGAGGAAAAAUUCAGCUGACAUGGAUCCUCUCUAGGAAUCUUAGAAUUCUUAAGGAUCUAAAGGAGAAGAAGACAAUCAGUCUAGUCAAAAUUCUAAUUCAAACGAGGAUGAUGAUUAAAAUAAAGAAAAGUUGAGUGCAGAGACAAAAAAUGAUGAAAUUAAAUAAGUACUCUUGAUUAAUAAUCAGUAAUCAGAAAUAAAUACAAGCAUUGAUCCUGAGAGAUAUUACCUUGCAUUUCAAGGAAAGGAAUUCGCUUUAAAUCAUGAAAUACAAUAUAUUGAGACCUCAGCUAGAACUGGUUUUAAUGUUGACUCUUUAUUUAAACUGUUAGCUUCUUAAAUCCUGAUGAAACAAAAUCACUUUUGA
Stylonychia lemnae is the source of this 1164-nucleotide messenger RNA. Lineage: Eukaryota; Ciliophora; Spirotrichea; Sporadotrichida; Oxytrichidae. The record is from the annotation of a GenBank genome assembly.